UUUCCGAGUAGUCCGCACCCCCAACCCCGGUUACUUCUCUUUCUAAUAUCUUCUCUCUCUAUAUCUGUAUUGACAGUCUUUUCAUCUUCUUUAGAGAGAUAUAUAGAUAUAGAGAUAGAGCUUUCUGUUCUUAUAUCAUUUUUCCUUAAAAAUUAUUUUGAAUACCCCAAUAGAAAGUUGCUCCUCAUUGAUCUGAAGUUAAAAAAACCCUUGUUCCACGUGUCCCAUUUUCAAGACUAUAUUUGGUGAAAUUUAAGUUUUGGGAAUUUCAGCUUCAGCUUGAGCAGGCUGUAGCUUCCUUUUUUUUUUUUUUGAAGAAGAAGAAUUGGAAAAAUGCAUAGUUAUAAAAAGUAGUUGCAGUAACAUUUAUGGUUGCAAGAAAAAGGUGAGAGUCUGCAGUAACACUGCAGAAAACGCAUAAAUUUUGUCGCUUUUGGGUGAAAAUCAGGGGUUUCGCGUGUCAAAAAGUAACAGAUUUCACCUUUAGUGUGAACAAUAAAGCAGUAUUAAAAAGGGUUACUGAACGGUGAUUUAUUGUGUGAAGACGGAAGGGGAAAAUUUGAUUUUUUUGUCAGUAUGCAUAUGAUUUACAUUACAAGGCUGUUUAGCUUUUGUUGAGCUAUAUUUGCUGUCACCGUAUUAUAAGUUAAGUGGUAGAAUUGUGUUCUCAGCCCAAGAAUAUUCUGCCUCAAUCAAGAUCGUCAAUUUUAUCCUUUCGAAGCAUAAAAAAUUGUAAAUCAAGCAAAAAAAUCUCAGCUACAAAGAACCUUAGUCAGUUAUCUGUGGGAAUAUAAAAAGCUGCUCAGAGUAUUCAGGAUUUUUUAUUAUUUGUAAGGUAUUCUUGUUCUGGAUUGGAGGUUUUGGGGGAAUGGCUAUGGUGGCACAGCAACACAGAGAGAGUAGCAGUGGGAGCAUGAACAAGCAUCUUGAUUGUGGGAAGUAUGUCCGGUACACGGCAGAGCAGGUGGAGGCCUUGGAAAGGGUCUAUGCCGAGUGCCCAAAGCCGAGCUCUUUCCGUCGGCAACAGCUGAUCCGAGAAUGCCCCAUUCUUUCCAACAUUGAGCCCAAACAAAUUAAAGUCUGGUUUCAAAAUCGAAGGUGUCGGGAGAAGCAGAGAAAAGAAUCUACUGGACUUCAGAGUGUGAAUAGAAAAUUGACUGCCAUGAACAAGCUGUUGAUGGAGGAAAAUGAUCGCCUGCAGAAGCAGGUGUCACAACUGAUUAGUGAGAAUGGGUACAUGCACCAACAAUUGCAAACUACAUCAGUGGGAACUACUGAUCCAAGUUGCGAGUCGGCUGUCACUGCUCCCCAGCAUUCUCUCAGAGAUGCUAACAACCCUGCUGGACUCCUCUCAAUUGCGGAAGAGACCUUGGCAGAGUUCCUUUCGAAGGCUACUGGAACUGCUGUCAAUUGGGUCCAAAUGCCUGGAAUGAAGCCUGGUCCAGAUUCGGUAGGGAUCUUUGCCAUUUCACAUAGAUGCCUUGGAGUGGCAGCUCGAGCAUGUGGUCUUGUAAGUUUAGAACCACCAAAGAUUGCUGAGAUCCUUAAAGAUCGUAAUACUUGGUUCCGGGACUGUCGAAAUCUUGAAAUUUUCACUAUGUUUCAGGCUGGAAACGGAGGAACAAUUGAACUUCUCUAUACCCAGACAUAUGCGCCAACUAUACUGGCUCCUGCUCGUGAUUUUUGGACUCUGAGAUACACAACCACCUUAGAGAAUGGCAGUCUUGUGGUGUGUGAGAGAUCUCUUUCUGGUACUGGGGCUGGCCCAAAUCCAGCUGCAGCUUCACAGUUUGUAAGAGCUGAUAUUCUUCCAUCUGGAUAUUUGAUCCGGCCAUGUGAUGGUGGAGGAUCAAUCAUUCACAUUGUAGAUCACCUUAAUCUUGGGGCUUGGAGCGUGCCAGAGGUGCUACGACCGCUUUACGAAUCUUCAAAAGUAGUGGCCCAGAAAAUGACAAUUGCAGCAUUGCGAUAUAUUAGGCAGAUAGCCCAAGAGACAAGUGGCGAGGUGGUAUAUGGUCUUGGCAGGCAACCAGCUGUUCUGCGUACUUUCAGCCAGAGACUAAUCAGAGGCUUUAAUGAUGCUAUUAACGGAUUCAGUGAUGAUAGCUGGUCGAUAUUGAACUUUGACGGUGCAGAGGAUGUUGUAGUUGCUGUUAAUUCAUCCAAGAACCUGAGCACUGGUACAAAUGCAGUUUCCUUCCUUGGAGGCAUUCUCUGUGUGAAGGCGUCUAUGCUACUCCAGAAUGUCCCUCCAGCAGUGUUGAUUCGAUUUCUGAGGGAGCAUCGAUCAGAAUGGGCAGACUUCAAUGUUGAUGCCUAUUCUGCUGCGGCCUUGAAAGCAAGCUCAUAUUCAUAUCCAGGAAUGAGGCCUACAAGAUUCACUGGAAGUCAAAUCAUCAUGCCACUGGGACACACAAUUGAACACUUCCAGAUGCUUGAAAUGAUUCGUUUGGAAGGAGAUCCACUCAGUCAUGAAGAUGCUUAUAUUUCGAGAGACAUUCAUCUUCUGCAGAUGUGUAGUGGAGUUGACGAGAAUACAGUAGGGGCCUGCUCUGAGCUAGUUUUUGCCCCAAUUGAUGAAAUGUUUCCAGAUGAUGCACCUCUACUUCCUUCUGGUUUUCGAGUAAACCCACUGGAUCCAAAAUCAGGUGAUUUACAGGAUCCUUUGACUUCGUUUAAAACUCUAGAUUUGACAUCAAGUCUUGAAGUUCGCCCGGCAGCCAAUCAUGCCGCGGGAUAUGCGGCAUCAUCUUUCAGUGCACGAUCAGUAUUGACACUCGCUUUUCAAUUCCCAUUCGAGAGAAAUUUACAGGAGAGUGUUGCUACAUUUGCAUGCCAGUAUGUUCGUAGUGUGAUUUCCUCUGUACAGAGGGUAUCCAUGGCCAUAUCUCCGUCGAGUUUGAGCCCUGCAAUUGGGCAAAAGCCUUCUAUUCGCUCUCCAGAAGCUGUAACACUUGCACAUUGGAUCUGUCAGAGCUAUAGCUAUCAUGUAGGGGCUGAAUUGCUGCGAACUGACUCUUUGAGUGGUGAAUUAAUAUUGAAAACACUUUGGCAUCACCAAGAUGCCAUUUUAUGCUGCUCAUUGAAGGCACUGCCAGUUUUAACAUUUGCAAACCAGGCUGGGCUUGACAUGUUGGAAACUACUCUAGUGGCUCUCCAAGACAUCACAUUAGACAAGAUAUUUGAUGAUUCUGGACGCAAAGCGAUGUUUUCAGAAUUUGCUAAGAUCACACAACAGGGAUUUUCUUACUUACCUGGGGGGAUCUGUUUGUCAACGAUGGGACGCCACGUCUCAUAUGAACAAGCCAUCGUGUGGAAAGUUGCAGCAGAAGAUAACGCUGUCCACUGCCUCGCCUUUGCUUUUGUUAAUUGGUCUUUUGUGUGAAGGAUAAACUUCAGUUAUUGCAAUUUCCCUGUUCACAGUGGUAUAUGGAAAAUCAGACAAAAGAUUCAAGAGAAAAGAUGGAUUAUGGAGGAAUUAGCAAGUUCUGUAAUGUUUACCUCACCCCAGUUUGCAUUAUUUUAAUAUAAAUUAUGUUGUAUGCAUCUGAAGUAUUUUUGAUCCUCCAGUGUAAAUUCUGCCUUCGUGUAGUGUUAUUGUAGGUAGACCAUUGAUUUGGCAAACUUUGUGCCUGAAAUAUAUUUGUAUGAAGUUAAAGAAGGGCGGUGCUGUCUUUCGCAAGAUUAAAUAUUGGAAAAUUGUGAUUCAUAUUUACCCCAUGUUUGGUUUAACUUAAA
This is a messenger RNA of Olea europaea var. sylvestris, 3738 nucleotides long. Its product is annotated as homeobox-leucine zipper protein REVOLUTA-like. The record is from RefSeq and is a predicted model, not a curated record. Gene Ontology annotation, molecular function: DNA-binding transcription factor activity; DNA binding; lipid binding. The transcript is spliced from 18 exons. The coding region runs from base 869 to 3385 and encodes 838 amino acids. NCBI's taxonomy places the organism in Eukaryota, Viridiplantae, Streptophyta, Magnoliopsida, Lamiales, Oleaceae.